Messenger RNA from Gastrolobium bilobum, 1063 nucleotides. RefSeq names its product transcription factor MYB52-like. NCBI's taxonomy places the organism in Eukaryota, Viridiplantae, Streptophyta, Magnoliopsida, Fabales, Fabaceae. The record is from RefSeq and is a predicted model, not a curated record. Gene Ontology annotation, molecular function: RNA polymerase II cis-regulatory region sequence-specific DNA binding; DNA-binding transcription factor activity, RNA polymerase II-specific. The transcript is spliced from 3 exons. Bases 304 to 978 code for a protein of 224 amino acids. Gene Ontology annotation, biological process: regulation of DNA-templated transcription. Gene Ontology annotation, cellular component: nucleus.
CGUUUGCAUCAAUCGCAGGUGCAAGGUCUGUCCAAACCUUCCCAUUCUCUAACGGAAAACACUUUCCCAUCUUCCCCUGGCCGGCCACCUUAUAUUCUCUUUCUGUUUCUCUUUAAUUCCUCUCCCUUGUCUUCAUUGUUAUUUUGUUUCCCUUUCCUUCAGUGUUAAUUCUUUUCCCGUCAUAUAGCAAGAGGGAGAGGAUCAUCAGAGUAUGCAAACCCUAUUCUUGAAUUAGGGUUUUCUGUUCUCUCUUAAUUUGUUGUACUCGUUCCUAUAGCUAGUUUGUAGAGAGAGCUAACUAAUAUGUGCAGUAGAGGCCAUUGGAGGCCAGCAGAGGAUGAUAAACUUCGGGAGUUGGUGGAACACUACGGACCUCAUAAUUGGAACGCUAUAGCUGACAAACUCCGAGGAAGAUCAGGGAAGAGCUGCAGGUUGAGAUGGUUCAAUCAAUUGGACCCAAGAAUAAAUAGAGGUCCUUUCACAGAGGAAGAAGAAGAUCGUCUUGUAGCAUCUCACAGAAUUCAUGGUAACAGAUGGGCUGUUAUUGCAAGACUUUUCCCCGGAAGGACUGACAACGCUGUCAAGAAUCACUGGCAUGUGAUGAUGGCAAGGAUUCGUCGAGAAAGAUCUAAACUUUAUGCUAAACAGCCUCCUCAUCAAAGAAUUUUUGACGAUGAGACACGAAUCCUCCCUUCUUUUGUAGACAAGUAUAGCAACACUAGUGUCACAUAUACCCCUUUUCAAUUUCCCAAUAACUUUCACUUUCAAGAUCCAAGUUCUUGCUCUACCAUGCUUCAAGAUAGAAGUCAAUCGGUUGAGUUCUAUGAUUUUCUUCAAGUAAAUACUGAUUCCAAUAAAAGCGAAGUAACGGACAAUUAUCCCAGAAGAGAUGAUGAGGAAGUAAAUCAAGAUACUGUGGGGACGCAGAGCAGGGAUGGCGUUCCAUUCAUUGAUUUUUUGUUUGUUGGAAGCUCUUAACAAUAUUCAAGAUGUUGCAUUGACAGAAAUAAGUAAGGCAUUUAAGAAUAUAUAUGUAGUUGUAAAACAUGUUUAAAAUUCUUAU